Messenger RNA from Lactuca virosa, 306 nucleotides. The record is from the annotation of a GenBank genome assembly. Lineage: Eukaryota; Viridiplantae; Streptophyta; Magnoliopsida; Asterales; Asteraceae.
AUGUCAAGCCCGAUCCCUGAGUCCACUCCUAUGGAUCAGGAUUUUCAAAGCCCUAUUGUUGAAGAAGAAGUCUUACCUUCGGAAGGAGCUCAAGGUUCAAGAAGCUCUUUUGAAACACCUGAGCUGGACAUCUCCAAAGGCAAAAGCAAGUUUCCUAACUUUGAAUUGGUUGAUGUGGUUCUGCUUCAAAACAGAGCCUUUGAUCUAGAACAAAGCUCUGCAGAAAAAGAUUUGAUAAUUGGAAAGCAGGACAUUCGUAUUAGCGAGCUUGAAAGAGAGAACUCCGACAAAGCUUCAAAGAUCUAA